Mytilinidion resinicola is the source of this 1103-nucleotide messenger RNA. RefSeq lists its product as uncharacterized. The transcript has 2 exons. The record is from RefSeq and is a predicted model, not a curated record. Gene Ontology annotation, molecular function: 8-oxo-dGDP phosphatase activity. NCBI's taxonomy places the organism in Eukaryota, Fungi, Ascomycota, Dothideomycetes, Mytilinidiales, Mytilinidiaceae. Bases 30 to 1004 code for a protein of 324 amino acids.
CCAUACCCUCAGACAAGUUCUCAGUCAAAAUGACGGAUAACAAGACCAACCUCGAGCUUGUUGCAGCUUGUGACAGCUUCCCAUACGUUGACAUUACAUCACUUCCUCAUAAUGAAGACGAGAGAUCAUCUUUCUAUCAGUUUCUCCUUCCCGGUGAUUCAAGACCUCAUGGCUACAUACUUCCCUCGACCGUCAAAGCGAUGCCAUGGACGGAUGACUUCGUAGUCCGUCACGAGCGUCCGCGGACCGUGCAGCUUCUGGACAGCUCCAAGGGCCGGGACACUUCAAAUGCCUGUAAUGCUGCUCUGAAAAAGGUCAUCUCGAACGCUACUACUUCUAAAGCCUUCAAAGUCCUGGCGAGUCCUUUGCACGAGGAUUACCGGAUCAUUGGGGCCAACUAUCCGGUUCAAAUGGAGCGCACAGCGUCUUCACUAUUCGGCAUCGCCCACCGCGGAGCCCAUAUGACCGUCUACACUCGCACUCCCGAAGGAAUGAAAAUCUGGGUUCCGCGAAGAGCUCCAAAUCUGUUCACGUAUCCUAACAAACUCGAUACGACCGUGGCUGGUGGUGUCAAAGCUGAACACUCUCCGUGGGAAUGCAUCGUCCAAGAAGCGGACGAGGAAGCCUCGCUCCCAGAAUCUCUGGUCCGCUCUCAGGCUCGCUCUACCGGUGUCUUGACGUACCUUGCAAAGAGCGGACAAGGCGAUGGUGGAGAGUUUGGUCUCAUGGUACCAGAUUGCAUCUAUGUAUUUGAUCUCGAGGUUGCAGAAGAUGUUAUCUGUAAGCCCAAAGAUGGAGAGGUGAAGGAGUUCUAUCUUUGGGAUGUUGAAAGCGUCAAGGCGGCUCUUUCGAAAGCGGAGUUCAAAACUAAUUGCGCCGCCGUCAUGAUUGACUUCUUCAUUCGCCAUGGGAUCAUCACCGAUGAGAAUGAGAAGGACUAUCUGGAGAUUAUGAGCAGGAUGCAUCGCAAGCUACCUGUCCCAACCUCGAGCCUCUCUGCGUAGAAUUUGGAUUCCCGGCUUCCUUGGUGGAGGUUCUUCGAAUUUAAUCUUGGCUACCUAUAUACCCUCAUAGAAACACGUUGGGAGUUACAUGACAAGCGC